Vicugna pacos (alpaca) is the source of this 3694-nucleotide messenger RNA. The record is from RefSeq and is a predicted model, not a curated record. NCBI's taxonomy places the organism in Eukaryota, Metazoa, Chordata, Mammalia, Artiodactyla, Camelidae.
UCUUGUUUAUGCCUAGACUUUUUUUUUUUUUUGGCGAAGAAUUAAAUUUGCCUCAGCUUAAUUGCUUUGCACAUUCUUGUGACAUUGCAUGAUUGGGAGGGAGGAAAUAAAAGGGAGCUGUGACUGUGUGGUAUGUAUCUAAAUGAGUGCGUUAGAGAGGGAGAGGAGAACGCAUAAGCAAGCUGGUUUGACCAGAAACAGAACUGCCUGUGACAGAUUAAGAGACAAGCAAGGCUUGGAAUCUGAGAGCAAGCGAAGAGAGUGGAAAUUUACAGCUGCCCUGUGUGAGUGUUCAAGUGAUCAUUUUCUGCUAACGUUUUCCGGUGGUAACUGUUACUCUUCAAAGAGAAAGACAGAAAGUCAAGACGGGAUUGUGGAAACUCUUUUCUCUGCCACAGUUUGGUAACAGGAGGUACCCUCUAUUAAAUGGAAGAUAAAGGCUACUUCAUCUAAAGUGCUUUGAGCCCCAGAGAGAGCUGUCUUCAGCACCUCACCAUGUGUCUACUUUUCGUUGCUUAGACAAGUCUGGGCUUUUCUGUAACAUUUGCAUUCCAUAUUGGAAGAAGAGAUUUCCAUAGAUUUAAAAAAAUGCCUUUGUUUAGUAAAUCCCACAAAAAUCCAGCAGAAAUUGUGAAAAUUCUGAAAGACAACUUGGCCAUUUUGGAAAAGCAAGACAAAAAGACAGACAAGGCUUCAGAAGAAGUGUCGAAAUCACUGCAAGCAAUGAAAGAAAUUCUGUGUGGUGCAAGUGACAAGGAACCCCCGACGGAAGCCGUGGCUCAGCUUGCACAAGAACUCUACAACACUGGGCUGCUGGUGACGCUGAUAGCUGACCUACAGCUCAUAGACUUUGAGGGAAAAAAAGAUGUAACCCACAUCUUUAACAACAUCCUGAGAAGACAGAUAGGCACUCGGAGUCCUACUGUGGAGUACAUCAGUGCUCAUCCUCAUGUCCUGUUUAUGCUCCUCAAAGGAUAUGAAGCCCCACAGAUUGCCUUACGUUGUGGGAUUAUGCUGAGAGAAUGUAUUCGACAUGAACCACUUGCCAAAAUCAUCCUCUUUUCUAAUCAGUUCAGAGAUUUCUUUAAGUAUGUGGAGUUGUCAACGUUUGAUAUUGCUUCAGAUGCCUUUGCUACUUUUAAGGAUUUACUAACCAGACAUAAAGUUUUGGUAGCAGACUUCUUAGAACAAAAUUAUGACACUAUCUUUGAAGACUAUGAGAAGUUGCUUCAGUCUGAGAAUUAUGUGACUAAGAGACAAUCAUUAAAGCUGCUUGGUGAACUGAUCCUGGACCGGCACAACUUCGCCGUCAUGACAAAGUACAUCAGCAGGCCGGAGAACCUCAAGCUGGUGAUGAACCUCCUCCGGGACAAAAGCCCCAACAUCCAGUUCGAAGCCUUCCACGUCUUUAAGGUGUUUGUGGCCAGUCCUCAUAAAACGCAGCCUAUUGUGGAGAUUCUACUAAAAAAUCAACCCAAACUCAUUGAGUUUCUGAGCAGCUUCCAGAAAGAAAGGACGGACGAUGAGCAGUUCACCGACGAGAAGAACUACUUGAUUAAACAGAUUCGUGACUUGAAGAAAACAGCCCCUUGAAGCCCCACCUGGUUUCCUGCCACAGCCACUGUCUCAUUUGUUCAGUUUGUACCGAAAGUGUCAUUUCAAAAAGUGUUCAUUCUUGGGAAGGCUUUGGAGGUGACUUUUUUCUCAAUUCAUUGUUCAGGGUAGUUGGAAUAUAAAUCUUUGAAUGAAAAAAAAUUAACUUAGAAUAAUACAUUCAUUUUAAUCAAGUCUGUGAUUCUUUAUGUGAAAGUCAGAGCCAUCGUAUCAGACAUUGAUAAAAGCAGUUGCAACUCUUUCUUGAUGAAAGGCAUCAAGGCUGUGGGCUUGCAGACCUGAGCCCUCAGUCACCACGAGCCACCAAGUAGGAGCCCAAAGGAUGGGCGUCACUGAGUCCUCAAAGAGGACUAAAUUCUCAGAGGAGAACUGGGCAUGGGGGCAAGAGGCCCAGAACUGUUUUGCCCAUCUGCACUUAGACAAACAAGUUUCUUAAGGCACUGAAAGGCACUGAGAAAAUAAGAUCCAUGUUUUCAGUUAUUACAUAUUCUGUUCCCUUGCCCAUAUCUCAUAACUGUAGUCAUUCGUUCCUAACUUCGUAGGGAAUUGAUGCCACCUCCCAGCUCAACCCUCCUUUCUGCUUACUGUCCCACGUUCAGUCCCAGCGCAUCUCCCCAGCAUGCCCGACUCAUGACACACCCCCACCUCCGACCAGGUUAGCGUGGAGCCAACCAAGUGCAGACAGGAUGGGCUAACAAGGGUCACCGGCAUGGAGGGCCCCUGGGCUAUGACUGCUCACUUGAGAACUUGGAACAGAUGGUUAAGAACCUCAGCUCUAGCUAGAGUCACUGCUGCUUCACACUGCCUGCUGUAGGCUCAGGGAAUGUUUGGAAUAGUUCAUUCAUAACUCUUAUUAUGGGAAAAUGUUUUGUGGUGAAACUGUAUUUUAGAGUAGGAAUCACUGCACUGAGAUGACUAGCAUGUGCACAACCAUGGGUCCAGAGGGUUGCACACGUCUUUGGUCCACUUCAGAGCACUUAUAAAUAAGGGAACAUUGACAUUGGAAGGGCAGAUGAUUAAAUGCAUGAACAGAUUCUCCAAUGACAACAUUUUUUUCAGUUUAUUUUCUCAUAAGCUGUCACUCUAAUGUCACAUCAACGUGUUGAGUGAAAAGGUAGAAAACCUAACAAAAAUGUUUGUCUCAAGUACUAGGAUGGUUAAAGAAUGUGUUUUUUAAAAGAGACCAUGGUUUGUGUUCAGAUAUCAAGUAUAUAAAAUGGAAUUUUAAAGCUACAUUUGCAAGAUGUGAAAGGUACAAUUGUUGAUCGGAUUUUCUUCAUAAUUCUGUUUCCAAAUCAUGAAUUAUGGCGUUCCAUUGGAACCUUCGCUUUUUACAGUAUGGGUGCUGUGUUCUUCAACCAGAUAUUUAUCCACCCAGAGAGCGACAGCUCCCGCUCCGGGGUCAGCGCCCUUGUAGAUUUAGCCCCUGAAGAAUCACCUAGCACAGGUUCACCCUCCUCCGCUGUGUUCUGCGUGCCUAGUGUGGGGUCCUGAGGCAGAUGGGGGCUGGGAGGGUGGUGUAAGCCGCGGCCCAUCCGUCAGUCACUGAAGUCAGAUGAUUUUUAUAACAUUCCCUGAGAGCCCAGAGUUUCAAAGAAUUUGACUUCUCUGGUUUUGCUUAUUUGUUUAAAAGAGAUGAGUUUAAAUAAUUUUUUAAAGGUGCAAUAAUGACCACUGGAAAUUUAUUCCAUUGCUUAAAUACUAUUCCAUACUUCAUGGGACAUGUAUUUUCAAUUGGAAAGCAAAAGCCUUAGAAUUCUUUUAGAAUUCUUUUUUGAUAAGUAAAAACAUUUUAUUUCUUCUGAGCUUGCAUGAGCUCUUUCCUGGCAGCCCCUUAUCCUAGUUUAGUACCUGACAAACAAAACUAGAGUCUAAGACGCAGUAAAUGAAGGAGCUGGGGCUUUGUUGUGAUACAAAUUUGUAAUGUGAAAAGUGGGAGCUAGGAGCUCACAGUUAAAAUGUCUGCACAAAAAUCACUGUAAAUAUUGUGAGAAUUGAGUUUUGAAAAGGUCAUAUUUAAUAAGCUAUUUCAAAAGCACACAUUUAAAUAAAGAUGGACCAAAUAAAAAGGCGCCACAUA